Messenger RNA from Salvia miltiorrhiza (redroot sage), 1272 nucleotides. RefSeq names its product photosystem II 22 kDa protein, chloroplastic. The coding region runs from base 319 to 1110 and encodes 263 amino acids. The record is from RefSeq and is a predicted model, not a curated record. NCBI's taxonomy places the organism in Eukaryota, Viridiplantae, Streptophyta, Magnoliopsida, Lamiales, Lamiaceae. The transcript is spliced from 4 exons.
AUAUUACUAAGUUUAUGUCCAAAAAAAGACAAAAAGCAAAAAACAAAAGAGAGAGGUAGAGAAGAAGAAGUUGAUAGUCUCUCUCUCCAACCAACAAAUUUGCAAAAUUGAAAAACGAAGGUCUCGUGGAUGCACUGAGCACCAUGACUCCUCCCUCAUACCCUAUCCACAUCACUACCCAUUUGUGUGACUCACAAACUCUCCUCACUAGAUUUGCUGCAAUAAAUAAAGCAAACAAACCUUAACCAUUCCCACAUUCAAAACUCCAUAUAUUCUCACACACACAUUAUCAGUAUCAGUAUCGGUAUCAGUAUCAUCAUGGCUCAAACAAUGCUGCUCACUGCAAAUCCCUUGUUGAAGGGUGAGCAGCCAUCCUUGAUCCAAAGGCUUAAACCUCAGCCCUUCUCUCAGAUCUGCAGGAUUAACACUGCUUCGCCUCUCUCUUCCUCAACCACUACUGUUGCUCUCUUCAAAUCCAAAGCCAAAGCUGCUCCUGCUAAGAAGGUAGUAGUGAAGGAAAAGACUAAGGUUGAAGAUGGGAUUUUUGGGACAUCUGGUGGGAUUGGAUUUACUAAACAAAAUGAGCUCUUUGUUGGCCGUGUUGCUAUGAUCGGAUUCGCUGCUUCCCUAUUGGGAGAGGCAAUAACUGGAAAAGGAAUCCUUCAACAACUAAACUUGGAGACUGGAAUUCCAAUCUAUGAAGCAGAGCCUCUUCUCCUUUUCUUCAUCCUUUUCACCCUCCUUGGAGCCAUCGGUGCCUUGGGCGACCGUGGCCGCUUCGUCGACGACGCCCCCGCCACCGGCCUCGACAAGGCCGUCAUUGCCCCCGGCAAGGGAUUGAGGGCUGCCCUAGGCCUCGGAGACGGUCCUCUAUUCGGAUUCACAAAGGCUAAUGAAUUGUUUGUGGGGAGAUUGGCUCAACUUGGAAUUGCUUUCUCUUUAAUCGGAGAAAUCAUAACCGGAAAAGGAGCUCUUGCGCAGUUGAACAUUGAGACCGGAGUGCCUAUCGGCGAACUCGAACCCCUUUUGCUGUUCAACAUAGUCUUCUUCUUCGUCGCCGCAAUUAACCCGGGAACGGGAAAAUUUGUCACCGACGAUGAAGAAGAUUAAAUGUGUUCAUAUUUUUUUUUUGAAUAAUUGUUUUUAAGUCUGAAACAACAACUUAAUUUUGUGUGUAGUGUUUUGUUAGUGAGUAGAACAUCUUUUAGUCGGUUUGAUUUUUCUGUUACAUUUUACAAUUAUAUAUUAUUAUAUAUUUCGUAUUUUGUGGAA